Molecule: messenger RNA, 603 nt
Organism: Botrytis porri
Lineage: Eukaryota; Fungi; Ascomycota; Leotiomycetes; Helotiales; Sclerotiniaceae
Exons: 3
Coding region: 1-603 (200 amino acids)
Source: RefSeq, a predicted model, not a curated record
AUGUCUAUCAACCUUAUGAUUCGUGCCAGUGACCUUCCAGACGCUGAAGCACAAUGUCUUUGGAUAAUCAGAAAGAACCUUGGGGAUGAAGUUCCUGUUCCGGAAAUCUAUGGCUGGAGAGUUGAUGGGGAUUACGUAUUUAUAUACAUGGAAUUACCUCAGGAUCCUUUCAUCGGCUCCCUCAGUCGGGGUCAUCUUUCAGAUAUCAUAAUUGAGAGCCAACCUCCUGGCGGCCUAUUUGCAAUUAUUAAACAAUUUAGCGAGUGCUUUUCUUCGCUACCCUGGCUUGGUUUUACACUUGCGAGUAACUUCAAGGACCCUUGGAGGGAGUAUCUACCAGAUGACGGGUCGAUUAAACCAACGCCUGGGGACUUAUAUCGAGGUAAUAUCAUCGUUUCUCCCACAACACCGCCCCGUGCGCUUGCAAUUAUCGACUGGGCUCAUUGUGGAUGGUUUCCUGAUUAUUGGGAAUACUGCAAGGCAGCUCAUACAUGUUUGUAUGGAGGGAAAUGGCUGAAUAAAUGGUUCCCGAAGUUCCUGACUCCAUGGGUUGAGGUGCAUGGGAUUUUUGCCGAAUAUACAUAUGGGAUGGGAGCUUUCUGA